Lactuca saligna is the source of this 683-nucleotide messenger RNA. NCBI's taxonomy places the organism in Eukaryota, Viridiplantae, Streptophyta, Magnoliopsida, Asterales, Asteraceae. The record is from the annotation of a GenBank genome assembly.
AUGAAACCCAAAGUCAAUGUGAAGAAGUUUGACGGAGGAAAUUCAAGGUUUUCAAAAUCUAAAGAAAAUAUACAGAAACAAAAAGGUUUGAUUGAAAGUUAUGACAUGACACAAGAUAGUGGAAUAAAUAGGGAAAAUGAAUUGAGAACAAAAAUACGGUUUGAUAGAUGUAAAAUAAAAGGUGAUGAAGUUGUUGUUAUAAACUCAUGUUCAAGAAAAGAUAAUGUUACUGUCAAGAAGCUUGAUGAAGAUGAAGACUCUGAUUUUGAAGAUGACAAACCUGUGUGUAAGUCGAGAGAAGAAGCUACUGAAAGGUUAAUUUCUUGGAAUAGAAGAGAGAAGGCGGCCACAAAGAUGCUCAUGUCAUGCAUCAUUACCAUGUCACUGGUGGUGACGACUACAAGAAACUUUUUUCUAGGGUGUCACCGACUUCCAAUUACGUUUCCUCAACCGCCUUCUUUCAACGGAUGAGUAUCUGCUCUGCGAUUUUGCGUCACUUAAAGAAUCCUACUACUUGGAAUGAAACAUGUGUGUAAUAUAUAUGAUUAUUUAAUUUUCAAGUUUUGGAUUAAGAUGCUGUAUUAGUAUAACCAAAUGUAACUUUGCCUAAAAUUAUGUUUGGAUAGUUGACCAUAUUUUAAAUGCUAAAGAAAGUAAGGAUACACGUGAGCUUUCUAAUAGGU